Messenger RNA from Medicago truncatula (barrel medic), 872 nucleotides. RefSeq lists its product as uncharacterized. Bases 151 to 549 code for a protein of 132 amino acids. The transcript is spliced from 2 exons. The record is from RefSeq and is a predicted model, not a curated record. Lineage: Eukaryota; Viridiplantae; Streptophyta; Magnoliopsida; Fabales; Fabaceae.
ACCACCAACACAAACACACACUAUACCCUCCAAAUUCACAUUCCAAAAGUGAUUCCUUCCCUUCUUUUCCUUCUUUGUGUUCCUCAAACACAUGAGUGUAAGAGGAGCUAGAGAAAACAAUAACAAAAACAAAAACAAAAACAAAACACAAUGGAGAGCCAAGAUCAUCUUACACCAUCACACGUGGAUGCAUCUCGACCAUCCCUUGGUUUCCCUUUGGGCACUGCCCUUCUCUUGAUCAUCAUUUUUAGCUUGAGUGGUAUCCUCUCUUGUUGCUACCAUUGGGACAAAGUUCGUUCCUUACGCCAAUCUUUUUCAGAUUCUGAUCCUCAAAGUCAUUCAUCAAAUAAAUCUAAACUUUACUCCACCGAAUUGAAGCAAAACAGAGGAGAAAGUUUUUCAGUGAUGAUGCCAGGGGAUGAUGUGCCAAAGUUCAUAGCGAUGCCAUGUCCGUGUCAACCGUCACGGCCGGAAAACAUUGUUGUGACUGUCGAGAAGCCGCCGCCACCGCUAAAGCCACCGCAACUACCGAUUCCUUUGUAUUUGUAAAUAAUUAGUCGUGUUGUGUUACAACUCUUCUCAUCAUAUGUUGCCACCGUUUUGUUGUAUCAAUGUAUCUAUGUUUUUAUCAUUUUCCUAGGAAAUUGUUUUUGAGUAAAAAAUGGUGGUGACAUGUUUUUUGUGAAGAAAAUGGUGGUAACAUUUUAUGAGAAUUAGAAGAGCUUGAGAAGAAAAAAUGAGCAAAAAAAAAGGGAUAGGUUAGGUAGAAGGUCUUAGUAGGUUUUGAUUACUAUUACAUUUCAUUCUAUUCAAUCCUUGUGUUUUGGUAUGUAAUGUAACUAUUAAUUAAAGAGCUCUUAAUGAUUUCUAUA